This is a messenger RNA of Porites evermanni, 8981 nucleotides long. The record is from the annotation of a GenBank genome assembly. Lineage: Eukaryota; Metazoa; Cnidaria; Anthozoa; Scleractinia; Poritidae.
AUGCCACCACAGUUCCCUGAACAUGCCACAUCAAGGUAAAAAUAAUAAUUUGGUCUGAGGUUGCAUUUUAAAGAGGUAGUUCCAAUGACUUGGACUUCUCUAGUGCCAUGUCUGUUCUUUUACCUCAUCUGGUAUACAUUUCGGGGUUGACAAGCAUGUCAUCUGUUGAUGAACUUUGAAGUGGUUGUUACUUUUCAAAACUGAAACCCUGACUACCAAAAUAAAUUUCUCAGGUCCAGGCUAGAGAAUGAUUGCCAAAGCAUCGUGAAUCACCAGGAUAGCCAAAAAAGGGAAAUUCUACUGUAAAUGCACUUUAACUUAAUUUUCUUUGUUGAGUAUGAAAUUCAUUUUGAUUGUUUUCUUUCUAAGGAAUUACUUGGAAUGGAUGAUUGACCUUCCAUGGAGCAAAGAAACCAAAGACAAGUUAGAUAUCCCACAGGCAAGGUGAGGAACCAAGUAGCUGUAGAUAUCAAUUUUCUGAAGUAUCAGUGUGAAUGUCCUCGCUAUUUUGGAGGCAAAGAAAGCAUUCCAGGGGGUACUGUAUGUUUCUUUUUCCAGUUUCUUUUCCUGAGAGGGAUCAAGUCACCCAUACCCAAAUAUACUGUACAUAUACAUAUUUAUCUUUAGGGAGCUACAGUAUAUUGAAGAAAUUUACCAAAUAAACUAAAUUUUGAUAGUAUGUAUAAGUAAUGAAUUAUUUUCAUUUAUUGCAAUUUUUUUUAGGCUUGAUCUUGAUCAAGAUCAUUAUGGUCUGGAAAAAUUAAAGAAGAGGGUAAUCGAGUAUCUUGCUGUUCGCAAAUUAAAAAACAGUUUAAAAGGUAAAAUUCAACAGUAAUAACUUUUAUUGUUUGCAGUAAGUAAAGUUUCAGUAAGUUGUAUUUUCUUUUAAGUCUUCACAUUGAAGGCAGUACAUGCUGUACGUCUAUUUUUGCUUUAUAGUUAACCAGUUAUGACACACAGUCAGACAGUUUAGUAAGAUUUCUACUGACAGAGCAAGCCAGCCAGUCUUUUAGUCUUUAUUUUAUUUUUAUUGGGUAAGUUUAUAGCAAACUUCUCAUUUAGUGGCACAUCUCCUUUUCCAUUACAGGACCAAUCCUGUGCUUUGUUGGCCCUCCUGGAGUUGGUAAAACAAGCGUUGGAAGGUCUAUUGCGAAUACACUUGGUCGGGAAUUUCAAAGGUUCUGGACAAAUUCCCAUAACUGUGUUUGUAAUCUCUCCUUCCUUGUUAGCUUGUUAGUAAGAAUUUUCUAUUAUUUUAUUUUUCUUUAAGGAUAUCACUUGGUGGAAUUUGCGACCAGUCGGACAUCAGAGGACACAGGUGGGUGAUAAUGUUUACUUACCAUGUUGAACGCAUCCUGUAUUAAUUUCAAACUACUCCUUGGAGUUAAAUCCUUUUUGUUCAUGGUUCACAAAAAUAUCAUAGUUUAUUAUCAAAACCUGGUAAUUCAGCCAUGACUCUAUCAAUAUUAUUAUCAACCGGAAGCAAUGAAAUGAAAAGACUUUUCACUGACCAUGGACAAGAGAUAGAUCAUUGGUCAUGUUUUUUUUUAAAUUUCUUUUUCAUCAUUAAUUUUUGUUGUUUGUAAAAUGCUUUUGCCACCAAUUGAAAGUCAUUGCUAUUUUACAAGUGUGGCUUAAAAUUUUGAACUCAGGACUACCUUGAACAAAUCCAGGUAGCAGUCAGGUCGGGACUUGAACAAUGGGCCUCCGGAUUACAAGUCUGGUGCUCUAACCACUCGGCCAUACUGGCUUCAGUCAAGAAGUGCAUCAGGAGUCUGAAUGGUAGUCUCCCUUGCAGCCAUUGUUAGUGUCAUCACGCAAUGCUCCUCCAAGUUUCUGUGGAGGAGCAUUGCGUGACGACACAUAAAAACGGCUGCGAGAGAGACUAUCUGAAUAUGGGUUCGUGGGUACCUGCUCAUUGUUGUGACCUUUUUAGCAUACUCUCUCUUCCCCUUCCUUCUUUUGGUUUCUGAUUUCUUUAAAUUGAGGUGAUUGUUGUUGGUGUCUUGUUAUAGGCGCACUUACAUAGGAUCCAUGCCAGGAAGAAUUUUGAAUGCAUUGAAAACAGUUGGCGUCAAGAACCCAGUUAUCUUGUUGGAUGAAGUGGACAAGAUGGUGAGAUGGCUUUGCAGUUUGUGGCAGAAUUAAGCCUAAAAAAGGGACCUUGCAUACAUGUAAUAUUGAACAAUCUAGAAAGUAACAAUAAAUGCUUUAAUUGUGCAAUUUAAUACUACAAAGUGUGACAUGUUGAGAAUGGUUUUGUUUUAUAUUUGUAGGGUAAAAGCCUUCAUGGCGACCCAGCUGCUGCUUUGUUGGAAGUCUUAGAUCCUGAGCAGAACUGGACAUUUGUAGACCAGUAUCCUAUCUUAUCUUUUACACUGUAUUUGUUUGCCUAAUACUUGCUAAACUUCAGAAUACCCAGCCACUUAUGGCAUCUUCUUGAAUAGCAAACGUGUCCCUUGUGUUAUGUUUCAUUCUUUAUAGUGUUCCAACAAGUGGCUGGAUAUUAUGAAGUUGCUCUGACUCCCUAAUACUUUUUCAAAAUGUCAGUUUUCUUAUUAAAAUUUAUUUUGGGUACAUCACUUUUUUUUAACCCAAAUUACUUUGAUUCCAUCCGAUUGAUUCUCGUCUCCUAUUUAACUGAUUAACCCAUCUUCUGACUGGUCUGUCCCAAUUUUAUUGUUAAUAAGAAGUCGAGGUUCUAUAAUAGUGUGAUUACAAACUUAUCAUGUUUUAUAAGCAGUUUCCUUAACUUACAUCUAGCUAUCUGAACAUUCCAUUUGAUCUUUCACAAGUGAGUACUUCAAACUUGUGUUCACUUUACGCUUCAGACUGAAUAGAUGUAGUUAUACACGUCCUAUUUUGUCUGCAGGUUCUGUUCAUAGCCACUGCCAAUACAGUCAGCACAAUUCCUCCUGCCCUGUUGGAUCGAAUGGAGGUAAGUAGUCCAGGGAAUACCAUUACUCGCAGAAAGUGAGAUAGUCUCAGUUCUGAGAAUUCCUUCCCUCGUACACGGAGAUCUAGAUGUUGUUUGAGGGGUUGUUAAGCAGUCUUGGGGCUCUUCCUCUUUCUAAAAGCGAGAGAGAUUUUUUGGGGGGUUACAAAGGCUGCCUAUACCCUUCUUACAGGGCGAGAGAGAUAAUGUUCAAAAUUGAUUUCAUUUCAUUUGAUGCUUUUUUUUUCAGUUAAUCAUGGUUCCAGGGUACACCCAGGAAGAAAAGAUCGCCAUUUCAAAACGACAUCUUCUACCCAAACAGUUGAAGGUUUGUCAUACACUCUCUGGAAAUUAUUUAACUUGCUUCUUUUUUACCGACUUACUGUUGAAGAGAGUCUAGCAUCGUAUUUGUAAAAUCAAAUAUGACAAAAAAUGUUGGCAAGAGGAUAUUUCGAAGAAGUUGAUGAUUGUUUAUAUUUUUCAGCUUCCCUUCGUAGUUUAUGAUAAUUAUAAAUUAUUUUGCAGUCGGCGAGAAAAGCUUUUCUGGUUUAUUUUGCAGGAACACGGACUCACUGAUCAAGACAUUGAGGUUCCCCACAGUUCACUCAAGGCGAUAAGUAUGUGUACCUUUAAUAAUGAACCAGAAAGUAAAUCCAGUAGCGUCUUUCUAAGAGGGAUACCUUUAGAAAAGUGUUCAUCUCACAAAGAGUCAAACAAAAUGUCUGAAGAACGAGAGGGAAUAACUCCCAGGUUUCCGUUUUAGGGGAGGAUGUAUGUCAGGGUCCGAAAUUAACUUUUUAAUAUGGGCGCCAACUGGUGAGCAAGUAUAAAUUUUUGGUCGCCAGGGGCAAAUUAUGGUCGCCAAAAAUUCCUCUUGGCGGCUUGGAAACGUUCAACUCGUAUUGAUCGUAGCUGUUGUCGAGGUAUAUUUACAGGAAGAUUCGUUUCACUUUUAAAUUAAAAAAAUAUCCGCAGGACGAAUAGUAAGACACCUGUUGGCAAAUAGCUUCGAGGUUUCAAUUCUUAAUCAUUUUCUCCGAACGUGAAAGUCUACAGUGACAACCAGCUUUACGAGGUCGCCAGCUGGCGACCAACUAUGAAAUUCUGGUCGCCAGAACUGAAUUUUUGGUCGCAUUGGCGACCAGGAAGGCGCAAUUUCGGACCCUGAAUUAUUAUGUGUUAUAAGGGUUUGCCGGUCGCCUUGCAUCACACCUUCCCCGGCAAAAAGCGCCAGCUGGGCAGGCUAAGGAUUCUGCAAUCUUUUGAGAGGCGCAGAAUGGUAUGCAGUUACGAAAUCACACUUACACAAGAACUAAAUGAAUGCUUUGCCCUGAAAACGCGGCAAUGUUGUUGUUAACUUCACCUCAGCGCCAUGUUUUCGUAGUGAAUUCGAUUCCUUUUUUAGGCACCUCUUAUAUGGAAAAACCUGCCCCUGGUAAAAGGGUAGCCCUCCCAGCCGAGUCAACUUUAGCAAGCCUUCAUACUGAUGAGAAAAAAAAGUCGACCCCUUUGCCUGAGCCAACAGCGCUCGUGCAUGCUCUGAUACGCGACAGGACAGUAGGAAAAAGAGGACGGCAAAACGUUUGUGCGUGACAAACGUGACAGGGCUAUUACUUGCGUGUUUCGUCAUGAUCUUCGCCUAACAUUAAAGUUUUCUGGUCUUUACGAAAAGAUCUGUAGGGUGAAGUUUGGCGGAAAGUUAUUUAGAGCUUGGAUAGAGUCCUUGAAAAUUAUGAUAAUUUAGGAAAAUUAGCCUUGACCGAGUUGAACCAAAGUGUUUCUAUGGAGAAAAGUUGGCCUGACUAGAAGGGCGACCCUACCAUCAGAAAAGCCGAGCCAACUUUUUCUUCCCUUUCAUGUAAACGGUUCGCCACCUUUUGCUCGGAAAUGAAUGACAAGUUGGCUCGCUCAGGGUUGCUCGAGUAGGCGGUUGACACUUCUACCGGGGACAACUUUCCUCCAUAUAAACGGGGCGUUAUUUUGAUUUUGGUUUUUAUACCCGAGAAUCCAUAAUCUCUCUUUAGCAUCAGAUUCCCCAUCAUUUGUUAAUCCGCAUUUUUUAUUUUGUUGGAAGAAAGAAAACUCUAUAAAUUAAGCAAAAAAAAACUAAAAAUGUUUUUUUUCCUUGCAGUUUCUAAUUACACUCGUGAGGCUGGGGUACGAUCACUUGAACGGAAGAUUGGUGGCGUGUGCAGAGCAGUCGCCGUGCGGGUAGGGACAUGUUUUUGGUUUUAACUUUAUAUGCCAUUACUUUACUUGCGUUGUUUCCAAAGGGAAAACAGGACUACCUCUUCAAAGUACAUAUACCCCUAUUGUUCCCGGGUAAAAUGUGUGUUACAUGUACAUUUCCAUCCCAACUGGAAUUUCUUUGUAAAUGGAAAGCUCCCUAGCUGUGGAAUACCGAAGCAGCCAUUAAUGAUUCAAAUCUCGUUAUUUUGUGCUGCCAGGGUGAAAAUAGCCACCAACUUGCCGUAUUCGUGUUUAUUUCUUCACUGAUUUCUUAAAUGUAGGUCGCUGAAGCCGCAAGGAGUGCAUCAGAGAAAACUAAAGACAGCGGUAAAGAGGAAUCUAAAGAACAAGAGGGUGCAAGCUCCAACACUACAGCUGUUACUGUUGCUGACAAAAGGGCGUUUUUGGUUACCGAAAAGUUUUUAACUGAUGUGCUAGGGGUGAGGUUCUCAUUUGCCGUUGUGUUAAUUUUGUUCCUUGCUGCUGGAAUCAUUCUUUUCUCACUCAAGUUUUUGUCGGCAUAUAUAUAAGCAGCUGGAUACUUUUGGCAACUGCGGAGCUGAAAGACUGCUGCUCAUUAGCUUCCUUUGGAAACAAAUUCAAACAAAUGGAAAUUUUUAAUCUGCAAUUUGCAAUGAAAAAUCUUUGGCAAAUAGUUAGUUACUCUUCAACUUUAAAUCUAUGAAAAAAAUUUUUUUUUUCUCUGGGGGUCACGUGUAGAUUAUCGAAAGAUAUUAAGUGCUUUCCUCGAUCAAUAGCUCUUCUUUGUGUUAUUGUUAUCUAAUGAUAUAAAUACUUUCCAGCCUCCUGCGUUUGAAUCUGAGGUGGCUCAAAGACUUUCUACCCCUGGGGUUGCUGUCGGUGAGUGUUGGGAUUUUUUUUAUCUUUUAUGCUCAUCGGUCUCUUACAUGUACUCGUAAAUUCUUGACGCCCUGAAAAUAUGCGUGUACCGCUCCUCGCGGCUCAGGGAUAAGUCUGUGAAGUAACUUGAAAGCAAUUCAUUUUAAGAAACGCAAGAUAAACGUAGGGCUUUCAUUUGAAUCAUCAAAUUUUCAAAAGACUUCAGAGACUCAAAAACUAGGGCUUCAUUUCACGAUGACGUCAAUUUCCUUCUGUAACCAGAAUUCUUUCUUUGUUUACUUUGGGUCUCAGAUUUAGCAAUCCCUGUUAGUUGUAAUCAAACGUCAUGAUCGUGGGUAUAAAAGAUCUCAAACGACAACUCUUAAUAGCACUGGUGACCUGUUUUACAUGUGACUUGAAUGCAUGCCUUGUUCAGCACCUGUGCCACCUACGAUGGCUGUCAAGGAACUAGACUUACAAACCAUUUAGAAACCUAGUACUGGUUCCCAAGUUUAUCCCUUACUACACAAUUCCAUCUGCUGUCAUUGUGGUUUUUAACCGUGUGUUCUCUUUUUUUGUUCGCAUGUUCUCCCAAGGUUUAGCGUGGACGGCCAUGGGCGGAGAAAUCAUGUUUGUUGAAGCCACGCGGAUGGGAGGGGAAGGAAAAUUGACCUUAACAGGACAGCUUGGUAUGUGUCUCAUAUAUAUUUAUUUAAAACAUUUCCUCAAAAUACUACUAGAGAACUAGACAAAGGAACUUGUCUCAAAGAUUUAAUGGCUCUGCUCUUAAAUUUGUCCACCUUUGUAGACCUCAUGAUCAGCGCAGUAAUGGUUACUAUAUUUACAAGAAGUAGUUUGCUGCUGAAAUCAGUAGAGUUUUUUGUAUGAGCACAAUGUUUGCCUUAAUCUUCAGGGGAUGUCAUGAAGGAGUCUGCACAGUUGGCGCUAAGCUGGCUUAGGAGUCGGUCCGUUGAGGUGUGUAUUUUUACCUUAUUUAGCAAUCAAAAUUUGCAGUUAUUCUCAGCUUAGUAUCGUGAUACUUUUAUACUGAAUUGCACCAAAAUCUGAUGAGGUGUUUCAAAUACCAUGCGACACGCUAAGCGCGAGAGAACGGUUUGACUUCCAAUUGGCUGAAGAAGUUACCGCCGUUUUUAAACCAACAGCAGUGCUUAGGAAUGCCCAACCAAAGCGAGUACGAACCUCUUCGUCUUUUAACACUUGUGUUAACAAUCCCAUUGGCGGAUCUAGGCCUGGGCCCCCUUCUAAUUCUUAGGCUAAACUAGAGUCCGCAGGGCUGAGAAAAAUUCAGUAUUUUAGAGGCUGGGGCCCCUUCUUUUCUUAUGCUCUGGAUGAGCAAACCCCCACGUGAACAUCUGAAUCCGUUCCUGAUUUUCCCUGAUGUUGCGAUGAUUUUGCCUGGCUAUAUUACUGUAAUGGACCGAAAGCAAUGGUGGAAAUGAAAACAAUGUAACAGUUACCACUUAUAGAUGUUUCCAGCAACAACAAUUUGUCAUCUGUCCCUAUCGAAUUUACAAAUACUAAAACCUGAUCCACUGCUUAUUUGUCUAUCCUUUUUACCGGUUAUAUAGUACUUCCUGACGUCAGAGGACGGUAUUGACCUUCUGGAACGUACAGAUGUUCAUAUCCACUUCCCAGCAGGCGCUGUGGGUAAAGACGGCCCUUCUGCUGGUGUUACCAUCGUAACUGUGCUUGUUUCACUAUUCAGGUAGUUAUCUCUCUCAGUUCUACAACCAUUUCAUUUUUUAAACAGAGCUAAGAAUACAAUGACUACCUUAUUACUGUGGCAAAUAAAGGCGAGUCCUUUUUUAAUGAGGGGUUUAUGACACCUACUUAUGAUACCUACUCUCCAAUACUAAUGACUAAGUGCUUUAAUACGUUUUCCCCGGGAGUCGAUUAGUGGGCUCCUUGUUUUGACCCAUUAGCAUUGUAAGAUAAUCAUUAUCCAAUCAAGCUACUGUAAUGUUACUCAUUAUCGUUUGACUCUGCGAGUUAAAUAUGGCAAUAAAAGUUUUUUUUUGUUCUCCUCAGUGGACGCUGCACCCGUUCUGACACAGCCAUGACAGGUGAAAUUACGUUAAGAGGCCUUGUUUUACCGGUAAGGCUUGUAAUUCGCUUUUGGUUACCGCUUUUUUACCGGAAUUGUUUUGAUACUUUUAUUUAUACGAAGCCUUCCCUAGAAAAAUCGGAGAGAAUAUUAUAGAUGGAGCUGUUAGGUUUGAGAUAUGCAUUGCCUCUGAAUUUUCUUUUAUAGGUCGGUGGAAUCAAAGAAAAAGUGUUAGCAGCUCAUAGAGCGGGUCUAAAAAGGGUGAUAUUGCCAAGGCGGAACGAAAAGGUGAGAAAGGGGCUUGGAUACUAAUGAUUCCGACACUGAGAAUACAGCCGUACGAUUUUUUGGCGGCUUUCCGCAAAGUUUUUCACUUUAAAUUUCAGUUUACUUACAUAUUGCAUGAUGGUCUUUAACUUUGGUUUGUUGCUUUUAAAUUUAGGAUCUUUCGGAGCUACCGGAUAACGUGAAGGUAAGAUACCAUGUAGUCUUGUUAGAAAUUUGAAUUGUGGUCUUAAUCAUAUUCAUUUUCGGUUUAUAACUGUGAAUGAGUCUCGAAUGACGACGUGUUCAUCAGCAAAUCUUUUCAACGGCAACAACCGAAAAGAAUCCUUUAUGUGAACGCUCCAAUGAAGAAAUACUACCUCUGUUUAAUCCUCUUAUAGCGAGGGGAGACUGCGUCGAGCUUCCCUCUUUUUCGUUGUUCGCUCUAUUUUUACCCCGCGCUCAACGCUGUGAACGACUGAAACAGGCUACUCAUGUGUGUAAAACAUUGUUGUCUUUAUUCAUCAGGACGAGAUGGACUUUAUCUUGGCUAACAGGGUGGAGGAUGUUUUACGUGCGGCUUUUGAUGACGAAUUUCCUGGAAUACCACAAGCUGUAAGCAGCAAACCACUGAGCAGCAAAUUGUAG